GGAAAGUUCUAGUGAUUCCGUCUGAGUUUGCGUAGAAGCUGCUAAGGUUGCGUAACAUAACCGAGAACUCGAAGAUCAAUCGCAGUCGCAGACGAAACUUGCGGAAGAAAAGACGUCAUAAGUUUGACACGAAGUUAAGUUUGAAAAAUUAUAAAAAAUGCCACGACGAGGACGUGCAUCUGCCCCUCCACCGAGGACAGUCAGGCCCACUCGCGCUGCGGCACCAGUCCCAGCACAUGCCCCACCAUCAACACCCAUGGUGGCUCAACCUCAACCUCAACAGCCAUCCCUCAUGGGACAAAUGGCUGCCACAGCUGGAGGUGUAGCCAUAGGAUCUGCAGUAGGUCACACUAUUGGACAUGCUAUGACUGGACUCUUCAGCGGUGGCUCCAGUGAGACUGCUGCUGCACCUGCGGCUGCAGCACCUGUAGCAGGUCAGAGCACACCAGCCUCUGCCCCUGCUACUGGUGCCUGCGCAUGGGAAGUUAAGCAGUUCCUGGAUUGUGCUCAAAACCAAUCUGACCUCACUCUGUGCGAUGGUUUCAACGAAGCUCUUCGCCAGUGCAAAGUCUCUAAUAAUAUAAUUUAAAUAAGUACACCUACAAAAAUAUCUGGUAGCAGGUGAUUACGAGAUGAAAAUUUAGAAAAUAUUACACAAAUCUUAUAUAUUGGAUGUUUUAGAUUUACUCUGUUAAAAUUAUUAUAUACAUUUUUAUGUAUGAGUAUUAUGCAAUUAUAAUAAUCGAAAUGAGAGUCUAAUUCAGAAUUGGACAGUAGAAACUCUCGAUUUUAAAUGCUUCAUGAAUAAAUUGAAUCCUAAUCUAAUGUACAA
This is a messenger RNA of Megalopta genalis, 832 nucleotides long. Its product is annotated as Coiled-coil-helix-coiled-coil-helix domain containing 2. NCBI's taxonomy places the organism in Eukaryota, Metazoa, Arthropoda, Insecta, Hymenoptera, Halictidae. Gene Ontology annotation, cellular component: nucleus; mitochondrion. Gene Ontology annotation, biological process: mitochondrion organization. The record is from RefSeq and is a predicted model, not a curated record.